Molecule: messenger RNA, 1720 nt
Organism: Brachypodium distachyon (stiff brome)
Lineage: Eukaryota; Viridiplantae; Streptophyta; Magnoliopsida; Poales; Poaceae
Product: inorganic pyrophosphatase 2
Exons: 3
Coding region: 416-1336 (306 amino acids)
Molecular function (GO): phosphatase activity
Source: RefSeq, a predicted model, not a curated record
GGAAGACUGAACUGAAGACACCCAUUGCCCGCUCCAAGAAUAUUCCCCAGGAACAAUCCCCCGCAGAAUAAUCAAUUCGGCCUCCAUUAAGCUGGUGCGCGAUUCCCAAAUUUAACUAUCCCAAAGCAGAAGCAAGCCGGUCGAUCUUCGUGGACGGGCGACGCCAGCACGGACCACCAGGGCCGCCCGCAUUAAGGUGGAAUGCCGCCGUGUGCACUACUACUACUCCAUUACGACUAGUUUUCCCCUUUUUGCCAUUUCGAAUUUCGAUUCACCAAGCUCAGUCAGGCCGCUAUAAAUACGUCGGGCGGCCAUGGCGUUCCGAUCCGGCCAGUGCGAGUGCAACAACGCAACAUUUCUUGGUUUCCUCUGCUUUUGAUUGAGUCUGGUAGGAUCAUCUGAGCUGCAAGCAACAAUGGCCGCGGCGAUGAGCAAUGGCGCCGGCGCCGGGGCCGGCGUGGUGGUGGUGUUCGACUUCGACAAGACGAUCAUCGACUGCGACAGCGACAACUGGGUCGUGGACGCGCUCGGCGCCACCCGCCGCUUCGACGAGCUCCUCCUCCGCCUCCCCUGGAACUCCGCCAUCGACACGAUGAUGGGGGAGCUGCACGCGGAAGGGAAACAGGUGUCGGAGAUCAGAGGCAGCCUCAGGACGGCGCCGCUGCCGGCGAGCGUGGUGUCGGCCGUCGAGUCGGCGCACGCGCUCGGGUGCGAGCUCCGGAUCCUGAGCGACGCCAACGCCUUCUUCAUCGACACCGUCCUCGCGCACCACGGCCUCGCCGGCUACUUCUCCGAGAUCAGCAGCAACCCGGCCCGCGUCGACGCCGCCGGCCGCCUCAGGAUCUCCCCCUACCACGACUUCCCUCACGGCUGCGCGCUCCCCACUUGCCCUCCCAACAUGUGCAAGGGGAAGGUGAUGGAGGAGAUACUGCAAGAACUCUCUGCGGCGGCGGCGGCGGCGGGGAAGAGGAGGAGAAAGAGAGUGGUGUACCUGGGCGACGGGAGGGGCGACUACUGCCCGACGCUGAAGCUGGGGGAGAGGGACUACAUGAUGCCGAGGAAGGGGUACCCGGUGUGGGACCUCAUCGCCGGCGACCGCCGCGCCGUCCGCGCCGACGUCCGGGAGUGGGCCGAUGCCGGGGACCUCGAGAGGGUGCUGCUCAGCAUCGUGCAAGAGUGCGCCACCGCCAGUGAAGACGGCGGUGGCGAUCAGGAUUCCGUGGCGGCGGUGGUGGGCGUGGUGGUGCCGGAGUGCCGUUCCGGGCUGCCCUUGGCGGCUUCUGCGCCGGAGAUGGCCAUGGCACUUCUCCCCAAGGCUGUUCAUGCGCCCAACUGAUGAUGCAUCUUUCCUCCCAACUGAUGAUGCAUCUUCACGUGACGGCUUCAGCCGAUUGGUGUUUGGAAUGUUAGCUUCGCCGGGAACUGAAAGCCGGCCGGUGGAAGAUUGUUUCCGGUGUGUUUUAGCUAGCGUGACAUUCAGAAGCUCUUUCAGUUCUUCUGGGCAUGUGAAAACAGUGGUGAAAUCAAACCAACUGGUGUUCGCGCUCUUGGGUCUCUGUCUCUGGAAAUGGUGGUUUGCGGAAUAGGCUUCGCCUGUGUUGGUGGGUUCAGUUGUUGCUGUCGCAAUCCCUGUAACUGCAGUGGACGUAUUAGCUUGACGGUCGACAUCAUGGGCAGAGGACCGAAAAAAUGCAUUGAAAAAAAAAUGCUUACUUGUGUA